ACCAGCUUUCCUUCUAUAGGGAGGGGCUGCCAGGGCUCUGCUUCUGUUUUGCUUUGGGUGCUGCAGCCAUGGGCUGGGGCUACAGAGAUUUGGGGGGGUUAGCAAUCUUGGUGAUUCUGGGGCUGUGCCAAGGGCAAGGUGACUUUUGGAGGGUGGGCUCCUUACCCUCACCAUACCGUUACAGCUGUGGGGAGUACAGCAUGCAGCUGCUUGUGUUUCCUAGCCCAGGCCGAGAUGUCCGCUUCAAAGUUGUGGAUGAGUUUGGGACAGCUUUUGAAGUUUCAAAUUGCUCAAUCUGCCUCCACUGGAUCACAUCUAAAGAUGGGGCUAUUGCUUUCUCUGCUGGCUACGAUGGCUGUCACAUACUAAAGAAGGAUAACAGCAAUAACUUGAAAGUCCGGGUAGAAGAACUAACAAGCAACGGAAGAGUUGUUGUCUCCCAUGAUAUCAACAUAAUAUGCCCCAAGCCACAAGAAUAUGUUCCAGCACCAGAGGACAACAUGCGUCAUGUGCCUCAGCCCCAGCCUGGCAUGGUGCACCCUCUGCCUCAUCCCCAGCCUGGCCUAGAGUUCCCACUGCCUCAGCCGUGGCCCAAUCAGGUGCGCCCACGACCUCAGCCCCAGCCUGGCCUAGAGCGUCCAGUGCCUGGCCUAAUACGCCCAGAGCCCCAGCCUGGCAUAGUACGCCCACAGCCUCAACCUCAGCCUGGCCAGUUGCGCCCGCAGCCCCGGCCUAAGCCCCAGCCUGGCUUAGAGCGUCCAGUGCCCGGCCUAAUACGCCCAGAGCCCCAGCCUGGUAUAGUGCGCCCACAGCCCCAGCCUCAGCCUGGCCUAGAGCGUCCAGUGCCUGGCCUAAUACGCCCAGAGCCCCAGCCUGGCAUAGUGCGCCCACAGCCUCAGCCCCAGCCUGGCUUAGAGCGUCCAGUGCCCGGCCUAAUACGCCCAGAGCCCCAGCCUGGCAUAGUGCGCCCACAGCCCCAGCCUCAGCCUGGCCUAGAGCAUCCAGUGCCUGGCCUAAUACGCCCAGAGCCCCAUCCUGGCAUAGUGCGCCCACAGCCUCAACCUCAGCCUGGCCAGUUGCGCCCGCAGCCCCAGCCUCAGCCCCAGCCUGGCUUAGAGCGUCCAGUGCCCGGCCUAAUACGCCCAGAGCCCCAGCCUGGUAUAGUGCGCCCGCAGCCCCAGCCUAAGCCCCAGCCUGGCUUAGAGCAUCCAGUGCCUGGCCUAAUACGCCCAGAGCCCCAGCCUGGCAUAGUGCGCCCACAGCCUCAGCCCCAGCCUGGCUUAGAGCGUCCAGUGCCCGGCCUAAUACGCCCAGAGCCCCAGCCUGGUAUAGUGCGCCCACGGCCUCAGCCCCAGCCUGGCCUAGAGCGUCCAGUGCCUGGCCUAAUACGCCCAGAGCCCCAGCCUGGCAUAGUGCGCCCACAGCCUCAGCCCCAGCCUGGCCUAGAGCGUCCAGUGCCUGGCCUAAUACGCCCAGAGCCCCAGCCUGGUAUAGUGCGCCCACAGCCUCAGCCCCAGCCUGGCCUAGAGCGUCCAGUGCCUGGCCUAAUACGCCCAGAGCCCCAGCCUGGCAUAGUGCGCCCACAGCCUCAACCUCAGCCUGGCUUAGAGCGUCCAGUGCCCGGCCUAAUACGCCCAGAGCCCCAGCCUGGUAUAGUGCGCCCGCAGCCCCAGCCUAAGCCCCAGCCUGGCUUAGAGCGUCCAGUGCCUGGCCUAAUACGCCCAGAGCCCCAGCCUGGCAUAGUGCGCCCACAGCCUCAGCCCCAGCCUGGCCUAGAGCGUCCAGUGCCUGGCCUAAUACGCCCAGAGCCCCAGCCUGGUAUAGUGCGCCCACAGCCUCAGCCCCAGCCUGGCCUAGAGCGUCCAGUGCCUGGCCUAAUACGCCCAGAGCCCCAGCCUGGCAUAGUGCGCCCACAGCCUCAACCUCAGCCUGGCUUAGAGCGUCCAGUGCCCGGCCUAAUACGCCCAGAGCCCCAGCCUGGUAUAGUGCGCCCGCAGCCCCAGCCUAAGCCCCAGCCUGGCUUAGAGCAUCCAGUGCCUGGCCUAAUACGCCCAGAGCCACAGCCUGGCAUAGUGCGCCCACAGCCUCAGCCCCAGCCUGGCUUAGAGCAUCCAGUGCCUGGCCUAAUACGCCCAGAGCCCCAGCCUGGUAUAGUGCGCCCACAGCCUCAGCCCCAGCCUGGCUUAGAGCGUCCAGUGCCCGGCCUAAUACGCCCAGAGCCCCAGCCUGGUAUAGUGCGCCCACAGCCUCAGCCCCAGCCUGGCUUAGAGCAUCCAGUGCCCGGCCUAAUACGCCCAGAGCCCCAGCCUGGCUUAGAACGUCCAGUGCCUGGCCUAAUACACCCAGAGCCCCAGCCUGGCAUAGUGCGCCCACAGCCUCAACCUCAGCCUGGCCUAGAGCGUCCAGUGCCUGGCCUAAUACGCCCAGAGCCGCAGCCUGGUAUAGUGCGCCCACAGCCCCAGCCUCAGCCUGGCGUAAUACAGCCUGGCCUAGUGCGCCCAUGGCCGCAGCCUCAGCCUGGCCAAGUGUACCCGCUGCCUCAGCCUCAGCCUGGGCAAGUGCAUCCACUGCCCCAGCCCCAGCCUCAGCCUGGCCAAAUACGCCCGCUGCCUCAGCCUCAGCCACAGCCACAACCCGGCCUAGUAUAUCCUGGCCUCAUGCACCCUUCUGGCCUCUACAGUAUAGGUUCUCCUCUAACCCAGGAGCAGUGCCAGGUUUCAUCUGGAAAGAUUCCCUGUGCAGGUUCACUAGGACAAGCUGAAUGUUACCAGACUGGAUGCUGUUACGAUGAGAGGGACCAAACUACUCCAUGUUACUAUGGCAACACAGUCACUGUCCAAUGUCUUCGAGAUGGCCACUUCAUUCUGGUUGUCUCCAGGGAUAUGUUGGACUACCCCAUCUUCCUUGACAAUGUCAAGCUGUCCUAUGCCCAAGGAGGAUGUGACCCUGUCAGGAAAACGGAUUCUUUCUUGGUCUUCCACUUCCCUCUCACACACUGUGGUACGACGAUUCAGAUGACUGGUGGCAGGCUGAUAUAUGAAAACCAGUUGGUUUCAGGCGUUGAUAUCUUAAGUGGGCCAGAUGGUUUUAUUACCCGGGACAGCACCUUCAUCCUCAAUACUCGCUGCAUCUACAAUGCCACCGAAUUCUUGCCAGUUCAGGUUGAAGUCUUCUUUCCUCCCACACCUGCUCCAGUUAUCCAGAUGGGGCCUCUCCGGUUUGAACUGCGCAUUGCUACAGACUACAGUUACAGCUCCUACUACUCGGAUGCAGACUAUCCUGUGGUGAAGAUACUGAGGGACCCUGUGUAUGUGGAGGUUCGCGUCCUGCAGAGAACGGACCCGUCCUUGGUUCUAGUUCUGCAUGAAUGCUGGGCUACUCCGACCGCUAACCCCCUUGAGCAGCCGCAGUGGCCAAUUCUGGUGGAUGGGUGCCCAUUUGAAGGCGAUAACUACAGAACCCAGAUGGUUCCUGUGGGGCCUGCCACGUCUCAGCUGCAUUUUCCAGACCACUACCAGCGUUUCACCAUUGCUACAUUUGCAUUUGUGGAUUCUGCCCAUUAUACGGUGCUGGAUGGAUUGGUGUACCUCUUCUGCAGCGUGUCUGUUUGCCACCCCUCUCACCUGCAGCCCUGCAGGAACACGUGUCAAAUGCCAGUGGCUGCAAGAAGUCGCCGGUUUUUGGAGACGGGCAAUGGGACAGAAACCUUGGACCUAGUAAGCACUUAUGGAGGUGUGAUCUUUCAAGAAAGCAGCCAGACUCAUGAUAAACAAGUCAAAUGGAAGAAAGACAGGAGCUCCAGUGGAGAUCUGGCCCUGAUAUGCUUGGUGGCACUGCCGUUAGUGGGUAUAAUCUUGUUUGUUGUUGUGAUCGUACUCUGGAAAAAGAGAAGCAGAGUGACAAAACUCUAGUACUGAUGGGAAAAUGCAUAGCAUUAAAAAGUUGUAAACUUUCA
Messenger RNA from Lacerta agilis (Sand lizard), 3955 nucleotides. RefSeq names its product zona pellucida glycoprotein 1 (gene ZP1). Lineage: Eukaryota; Metazoa; Chordata; Lepidosauria; Squamata; Lacertidae. Gene Ontology annotation, molecular function: structural constituent of egg coat; acrosin binding. Gene Ontology annotation, biological process: binding of sperm to zona pellucida; prevention of polyspermy. The transcript is spliced from 13 exons. The coding region runs from base 69 to 3911 and encodes 1280 amino acids. The record is from RefSeq and is a predicted model, not a curated record. Gene Ontology annotation, cellular component: egg coat.